Mizuhopecten yessoensis (Yesso scallop) is the source of this 793-nucleotide messenger RNA. Its product is annotated as fibrinolytic enzyme, isozyme C-like. Gene Ontology annotation, molecular function: serine-type endopeptidase activity. Bases 68 to 793 code for a protein of 241 amino acids. The transcript is spliced from 6 exons. Gene Ontology annotation, biological process: proteolysis. NCBI's taxonomy places the organism in Eukaryota, Metazoa, Mollusca, Bivalvia, Pectinida, Pectinidae. The record is from RefSeq and is a predicted model, not a curated record.
AGGAUAAAAGGAAAGCUCGCCGAACGGGACUGCACACAGGUAGCAACAUCGGCUGUUGAACGUAAGGAUGAACGGACUUCUCCUCAUUUGUCUCUCGCUUGUAGCUGAGUCAUGGGCCGUGCCCAAAACCGUCCUAGCACCAAGACAUCCUUCCGAGGAUCUGAUCAAUGGCGCCCUAGCACCAAGACACCCUUCCGAGGAUCUGAUCAAGGCCGCUAAAGAGGUAGAACAGCUGUCCCAUAGUAGGAUUAUCGGAGGCUCGGAUGGCCAAAUCAGUGAAAAUCCUUGGCAGGUGUCAAUCCGAUCUUGGAACUCCCAUAUAUGUGGAGGUGUCAUCCUUGAUGAAACUACUGUCCUGACCGCUGCCCAUUGUCUAGGGAAUGCUGCUCGGACUUACAGUAUACGGUACGGUAGUGGAGCAUUAGCAACUGGUUACAGUGUCAGUGUUACUUCUACCAAGCUGCAUGAAAACUAUGGUGUUGGCUCUGGAGGAUUUCCGAACGAUAUUGCAAUAAUGAAGGUACAAGCAAUGAGCUUUAACGGGAACGCGCAGCCAAUCAGUUUGACACAGCGUUCUAACAACGACCUAGCAGAAGGAGCAUUGUGUAGGAUCACCGGCUGGGGUAACACUAACGGCGGUACUAGCAGUAUUCCGGACAAUCUGCAGGAGGCCGAAAUGAGCGUUAUAACUGACUCGGCGUGCGAGGGACAAUGGGGGAACAACAUAUGUCGAUCUUGUCACGUUUGUGUCUACGGCGAUGGAGAGCGCAGUGCAUGUAACGUAAGCGAAUAG